Molecule: messenger RNA, 5085 nt
Organism: Metarhizium robertsii ARSEF 23
Lineage: Eukaryota; Fungi; Ascomycota; Sordariomycetes; Hypocreales; Clavicipitaceae
Exons: 6
Coding region: 1-5085 (1694 amino acids)
Molecular function (GO): protein binding
Source: RefSeq, a predicted model, not a curated record
AUGGAGACAGCUCUGCAUCCCACUGGGCAUUUCCUCACAACUGGAGCAAUGGUCGACAGCCUUUGCAAAUCUCGAAGUUCAAUUCUCCACCAUCUCCGGGGCACUCAACCAGAAACUUUACGGGGUGGCCGCUGGGCAUGCAUACGGAUCCAUAAUGUGCCCUUGCCGACUGACCUAUGUUCACAGUUGCCUGGUGAUGGGCCCUGUGAUUCCCAAGGGAGAGAGCCGAUAGAAGAAGACAUCAUUUGCGAUAUUAGGACUUCACUAACAGAAGCCUCGAUCCGGCUUGACCCCGGGUACCACAUGCUUCAGAGGGCUCUUGCUCGUCCGGAUGCAGACAUUUGUAACAUCAGUCUCGUCCCGUCACCCCCAGGCCCUAGAGCCUACUUGGACGGCCAUUUGUCUUUCAAGGCCUGGUUAAAAGAUCCAGGCUCAAGUGUGCUUGCUGUGCGAUGGUAUCCAGGUUCUAGUCACAAAUACGUCGCAUCCCAUAUCAUGCACUCCUUGCGUUGCAUGUACCCAGGCUCAAACACGCUGUUCUUGAGCUUCAGUUUCCACCGCUGGGAUGCACGUCGGAACUCAGAACAAUGUCUAGUUUCUUCAGCGGUUCGGCAGCUUCUAAUCCUAAAGCCAGAACUCUUCAUCCGUGCUCGAUAUGUGGCCGAGGCAUACUCCAGGGGACCAAUGGUCUCGCCUCAGCGGCUCUGGGAUUUGUUUCACCAUCUUCUCAUAAUCCUACAACACACCCUCAUAUUCUUCGUGGUGGACUCAGUAGACGAGUGCGGUGAACAAAUUUCUGCGAAGCUCAGUAGCCUUGCAGCCUCUAGGUCAAUAUCGGUGCCACUGAAACUCAUCAUGACAACCUCUACUCCAUGUAACAGGACAUCCAACAUCGCUUUCCACGCAAUUUCACUCGAAGACGAUGGCUGGAGACGAGUCAUCCGUGAUAUAGCAGCAGAGAGAGUCUCAAGCAUUGCACGUGCGAGGCCUGUUUGGAAGGAACCUCAACAACUUAUUGUUGAGAAACUCUGUGGUGGACAAGAUAGCAUUGACCAUGAUGUCAUGUUAAACCUGGAACUCCUUGAGCAACGCCAUAUCCCUUCUACAAAACUUGCCUUGAAGCAGUUCUUGUCUACGCUCCCUACAACAGCAUUUAGCGCAACUGUCCGUGGGCUACAACUGGCACAGCAACGACGAGCCAAGCUGGCUAUCAACUGGAUCUUCUAUGCUUUGCGCCCACUCACCAUCUCGGAACUCGCGGUAGCUCUAGCGCUGGGAACUGAUGCCGAGGAUAAUGUUGGAGCUGCAGGAAAUCUGACAUUCAGCGAAGUUGCCGAGAACGUCUCUUGGGAUGUCAUGGGGGAUCUCGGCGAUUCCUUGAGUCUCGGUGUCAAAAUUGUCGAUGGCCAUAUUACGAUACCAAGUCAAACUUUUCGCAGUCAUCUUGAGACAUGCGUCGACACCCCUAUACCCGGUUUCCACGGAUAUAUAGCGGACCGAUGCAUCUCGUAUCUAUCACUCUGCUUGACGCAAGCGCGUGAAAUCUCGCUGUGCCGGGAAGGUGAUGCCUUGCACCCAGACUCUACCUGUGCCGCUCUGGCCUUGCGUGAGUACGCGCAAAUUUAUUGGGUAGAUCAUUACAAUCUUCAUAUGCCGACUAUUGGUGCUCUUGAUGACAAGGUGUUGCGUUACAUCUGCCUCUGCGCGGAUCAGAGCAACGAAACUUUUGUCUCGGCCGCUUAUGAGAAGACUUAUAGUCCAUCAACCGGACGGAGAGAAGAUGUCGUCAGCGACCCCCUUUUCUUGGCAGCGCAGAUUGGACUUGCCAGGGUUAUACGCAAUCUUGUUCAAGUUGACAAGCACAAGGCACCGGAAAAAAUAGAUCGAGCGAUUGAGAUUGCAGCGAGCCAUGGUAAUCUCAACGUUGUCCGUGAACUUCGGCCGAGUUCUCGGCCAGGCCGUUUGGCGCUCGCUGCCUGUGCAGCUGCAGAACAUGGACAUGUCGAGAUCCUUGAAUAUAUUUUAGAAACCACAGAUGUGUCGGAUAUUGAGCGUUUGACAUCACAACCGGGGGGCACAAAUCCAUUGCUGUUAUCAACCGCAAAUGGCCACACGUCAGUGACAGAGAUAUUACUAGCAAGAGGGUGCAACCUGAGGUCUGUCGAUGAAUCCGGCAACACGGCGGUACAUCUAGCCUCACGACUCGGGGAUGGCAAUACUCUCCAAGCCCUCCAAAGCGCCAGGCCAGACGAUUUCAAGUCAGCCAUAAACACCGCAAACUUGGAAGGGAUGUAUCCUCUACAACUGACUUGUGCAGCUGGAGUUGUAGACGCAUUUGCGCUUGUCCUAGGCGAAUCGCCUGAGGCUUUGGUUCAGCAACUCUAUAAGGCUUCCAGGAGUCCGAUCCACGUGGCGGCGCAACAAGGUCAACUCCCGAUUUUGCAGGAGCUCAUUCGCGCCCAGGGCAUCACUUUACGUACAGGAAGUGCCUUGCCCUCAUUAAUCUUUCUCGCUGCUGAGAAUGGCCACCUGUCCGUUGUUCGCUACCUGGUAGAGCAACUGCACCAGGGGCACAACACGGCCGCAUUGGAAGGGAGAAAGGAGAACAAGACGGAUACAAAAGAUCUGGAGAGGGUUCUGUGUACGGCCAUAAUCAACGGACAUGUCGGGCUUGUGGCGCUGCUCGCAACAGCAAUUGACGUCGAAUAUUUCCACCUCGGGCAGGCGGUUGAGAACAGCCGCCUGGAGGUCCUCAAGGCCCCCAUCCGUAACAGCCCAUCAGCAUUUCCCGAUAAUGAAUACGAUAAAUUGUUAGUCUGGGCUAUAUUCAGAAAUAAGGUGAAUACUGUUCGGCGUCUUAUUCGGCAUCUUACUAGGAAAGGAGUCAGUCCUCCAUGGGCCGAUGAUGAGAGAUCAAUCCAUCACGCGGCUCGUUGGGGCCGCGAAUCCUGCCUUCGUGCGAUACUUCGGAGGGCCAAUCAAGACAUCGUCGGUCGCAAGGACUCUGGGAGCACCCCUCUCGAUAUUGCCGCGGAGUCCAGCCAUCUCGAAGCGUUCAAGCUGUUGCUGGAAUGGGAGCAACCAGGGUCACGUCGGCUUUUUCGGACAUUAAGGCUGGCCAUCCAGGCUCCCAAGGGACAUGGGAAGCUCGACCUGGUUCGUUAUCUUCUCGAUAACGGAUGGUCAGCCUGUGCCGUUAAUAGGGACCGGGAAACACCACUCCACAUAGCUGUUCGGUGCCAGGGGGACGACCUCGACACGAUAAGACUCCUUCUCGACCGAGGUAGUGAUCCAGACGCCCGUGACAGAUGUGACAAGUCGCCGCUUCACACAGCUGCAUUCCAUGGCCACGCAAAAGCUGCUCGACUACUUCUUGCAGCCGGAGCCAACCCUAACCAGCGUAGUAUCGGACGCACUCCACUGCAUGAGGCAAUCAUGGAAGGGCACAAAGAGGUCGUUGGCGCCCUUGUUGGUCUUCAAGGCGAGCAGGAUGAUGAUGCCACCACAGAUACAGCCUACGAAGGGGCAGGCGUCGAGUUUGAAGGCUUGGGGGGUUCGAGGGUAAACGCUUGCGCCGUCAACAGCUCGUCGGUCACUACCGGUCCCGUGCUGAAGCCGAUGCCCAAAACCGACCUGGAGGCUGCAAUGACUGGCACAAGAAGAACCCCCCUCAUCAUGGCCGCCGAAAAAGGUGACGUUGAAGUUUGUACUCUUCUGCUCACUGCUGGCGCCAAUCCAAACGCCGGCGGCGGCGACUAUGGCUUGCCACUCCACACUGCCUUGUGGAAAGGGAAUGAGAAGCUGGUCAAGCUUCUCAUGAAAUAUAAAGCCGAUCCCAACGGCAUGAGUCGUCCUUUUGGUACACCGCUGCAUGUCGUCUGUGGUGGUUCAGAAGAUGCCAAGUCACAACGACUUGGUCUCGUUGAGCUUCUCCUCGGACAAGACGUGAAAAUCGAUGCACAAGAUUACGAGGGUCGGACUCCGAUUAUGAUUGCCAAUAUUUAUAAACAGGAGAGCAUCAUCGAUUCGCUUUUACGUUCGGGGGCUAAUCUCGAUAUAGUUGACUGCCUGGGAUCCUCGGCUCUGCAUCUUGCCGUCAGGGUUAGCUCGGACAAAAUUAUCCAACGGUUGCUAGAGGCUGGUGCUAAUGCAGACAUCAAUGACAAAUGUGGCCGAGGUUUGCUAUAUCUUGCAUUCCUCUGCGGCCGGACACAGUUAAUGGAUACGUUGUUGACCGCCUUGCCCGAGGACCGCAGAGCCGCGCACAUAUCUGCAGCUAUGCCGGCCUUAUUCAAGUUGGACCAGGGCAUUGAACCCUUUGAUGGCGUCUUUGCCGAGACCGAGAACCAAGGCAUUAACCUCAACGUCCCAGAUCGGUGUGGCUGGACGAGCCUGGACCUUGCGAGAAGUUACGAAUUGCCAAGUGCAGAGAUUGAGCGACUGCAACAAUUAGGAUGUACCGAGGGCAUCACGAAGCGGGAACCGACCAGACUAUCCCCCUAUGAUAGGAGCGACGCUAUUACUGUCUCGGAAGGUGGAAUGCGUGCUCAGGUAAAAGCUACAGAAGACUAUCCGUCACCACUCGACGAGAAAAUCUUGGGCACCGUCCGAGCCGACUAUUGUGUUCCAAUUGACAAGGGUAUCUUCUAUUUUGAGGUUGAAGUCCUUGAGUGUGGCCCAGGAAACACAAUUGCCAUCGGCCUAGCUGCGGAAAGCUGCCCAAUGAACACGAUGGUGGGCUGGGGGUCUAGCUGGGGCUACCACAGCGACGACGGCGUCUUCCUAAGAAAAAGCCAUCCCGUAGGUGCCGGUCAGAAAUAUCGUCUUGGUGAGACCGUGGGUGUAGUGUACGACCCAACUCGGAAGCGGCUUUGGUUUACGCUAGAUGGAAAAAAAUCUGGUGAGGCCUUGGAAAACGUAACCGGACAACUAUUCCCGGCAAUCUCGCUGUUCACAAGUACAGAACCGGAAAGCGCUGGCUCGGCCGAGGUAAGCGUUACGUUUCCAUCUGGACUUCGGGAUGCUGCUCCAUUCAAGUACAAAACUCAAAGUCUGCGAAGCAUCUCACCUAGCACAGAGCUUUAA